AUGGCGCAAAGAAAACCUCUCUCAGAGGUCAUCCCUCCUCUCAUCCUUGGCACAGCCACCUUCAACGUACAAUACCACCCCGACCCUAAGCACAUGCCCUAUACCGAUAUCGUAGGCCGCGCCCUCGCCCACAACAUCCUCGCCUUCGACACAUCCCCCUACUACGGCCCCUCCGAGAUUCUCCUCGGCGACGCCCUGCGAAAACUGACACCGCCACCGCCGCGAGAGGGCUACUUUAUUAUUACAAAGGCUGGGCGCAUUGCAGGCGACGAGUUUGACUAUUCUCCUGCUUGGAUCAACUACAGCGUGUGUCGCAGUCUUGAAAGAUUGGGAACAUCGUACCUUGAUCUUGUUUAUACCCACGAUGUCGAGUUUGUCUCGCCUGAAGAAGUACUUGUUGCUGUUACCGAGCUGAGACGGUUGAGAGACUUGGGUCUUGUUCGAUAUGUUGGUAUUAGCGGAUAUCCUGUGGAGACCCUUGCGUCGCUUGCAGAGAUGAUCUUGCGCGAGACGGGAGAACCGUUGGACGCUGUCAUGUCGUACAGCAACUUUUGCAUACAGAAUAAUAAGCUUGGAAACCAGGCGCUGCUCGAUCGCUUCAAGGCUGCUGGUGUGGACUGUUUGCCUAAUGCUAGUAUGCUCGGCAUGGGUCUUUUGACAACACGCGGUAUCGACAACAGCCCUAUGCGCGCUUGGCAUCCGUCUCCUCCCGAACUGCGCGACCUGUGCGCUCAGCUCUCUGCCAUUGCGCAAGACGAAGGCGAGCACUUGGAAGAAGUAGCUAUCCGCUGGGCUCUCGAAAACUGGGCGCGCGUGGGAUCACAGUUUGGUACACACUUAAACCCUAGUGAUACAGGACGUCUGGGUGUUAGUGUCAUGGGUGUGUCAAGCGUGGAUGAGCUGGAGGAGACGUGGGCGUUGUGGACGAGUGUGGUUGGACUUGUGGGCGAUGAGGAAGCUGAGCAACGCAAAGCCAAGAUUGAAAAGAUUGUUAAUGAGAGAAUGUGGCCUACGCUGGGAAGCUGGAGGAAUCACACGUGGGUGAGCGGUGGUCCUGAGUUUGUGAAUACGAGAGCGGUGGAGGAUAUGGGGGUUGUGCCAAGGGAUGAGACGGCGAGGAGAUGGGGAUUGGUACCUGUUGCGUUGGAUACGCCAAAGAUUUAA
Fusarium pseudograminearum CS3096 is the source of this 1164-nucleotide messenger RNA. RefSeq lists its product as uncharacterized. The transcript has a single exon. Bases 1 to 1164 code for a protein of 387 amino acids. Gene Ontology annotation, cellular component: cytosol. Gene Ontology annotation, molecular function: D-arabinose 1-dehydrogenase [NAD(P)+] activity. Gene Ontology annotation, biological process: dehydro-D-arabinono-1,4-lactone biosynthetic process. The record is from RefSeq and is a predicted model, not a curated record. Lineage: Eukaryota; Fungi; Ascomycota; Sordariomycetes; Hypocreales; Nectriaceae.